Neoarius graeffei (lesser salmon catfish) is the source of this 1779-nucleotide messenger RNA. RefSeq names its product G protein-coupled receptor 34 like (gene gpr34l). Gene Ontology annotation, biological process: G protein-coupled receptor signaling pathway. The transcript has 2 exons. The coding region runs from base 189 to 1190 and encodes 333 amino acids. NCBI's taxonomy places the organism in Eukaryota, Metazoa, Chordata, Actinopteri, Siluriformes, Ariidae. Gene Ontology annotation, cellular component: membrane. Gene Ontology annotation, molecular function: G protein-coupled purinergic nucleotide receptor activity. The record is from RefSeq and is a predicted model, not a curated record.
CCAGUCAUUUUCUCAGCUGUGAUGAUGGUGGGUUGUGUUUCUCUGAACUGUAUGAACUAACGCACUUUUUUUUUUAACCACAAAUGAGCAUAAAGCAAAAGUAAUUUCAGCAUUUCCUGCCCAAGGAUAGACAUUCAAACCUCCUUCAUUUCAGCUGCACAGUAAAGGAAGACAGUCACAGAGGCACAAUGUCUCUGGAUCGCAACUUCAGCAGGAACUUAUCUCACAGCAACAAUGAUACUUGUGAGAUCCAGGAUGGAGUCCUGUCACUCUUCUUGCCCAUCAGCUACAGCAUCAUUUGCUGUUUCGGGCUCCUCAGCAACACCAUCAGCGUCUUUGUUUUCUUCAUACGACCCCAUGCUGAUAGCUCCACGGCGGUGUAUAUGCGUCAUCUGACGCUGGCCGACUCGCUCUUGGUCCUGUGUUUGCCAGUGAGGAUCUACUUCCAUUACAAAGAAGGACCUUUCUUCCUGUGUAAAGUGGUGGGUGUUUUCUUCUACAUCAACAUGUAUGCCAGCAUCUCCUUCCUCAGCCUGAUCAGCCUGGACCGCUACCUGAAGAUUGUCAAGCCAGUCUGGGUCUUCCGUAUCCAGAAGGUGCUGUGGAGCCGCAUAGCCAGCUACAUCAUCUGGGCUCUUCUUUUCUUUGGAACAGGUCUGUUCUUUGUUAGUAACAAGCAGAGCAACCCAUGCGACAGAAUCUGCUUCCAUUUCCAUGAUAAGGGGUUGUUAGCUGGUAGCAUGAACCUAAUCGUGGUGGCCUUUUUUGGUUGCUUGUUCCUGAUCUUCGUCAUUUUCUACAUGAAGAUUGCACUGAAGCUCAGAACUGUGGAGAUGGGAAAAGGCGACCCGGGCGCACAAAACCGCAAGAAGCGACUUGUGCUGAAAACUUUCUUGGUGCCUGUUAUCUUCACGCUGUGCUUCCUGCCGUAUCAUUUGGUCAGAGUGCCGUAUGUUCUGGCCCAGAUGAAUGUGAUCAAAGAUCUGCAGAGCAAGCAGCUGUUGCACACCUGGAAUGAAAUCACCCUGCUUCUAUCUGCGCUCAACAGCUGCCUGGACCCUAUAAUUUAUUACUUUUUGUCCAGCAUAUACAGGAAAACAAUCCUAUGUGCCAUCCAGGGCAAGUUUAAAACCAUGUAUGACCUAAACAGAAGACGAAUUAGCAUUAAUCGAUCAAUUACGGAAAUUUAGCUCAAAGGACUUAUUUGAGUUGGACAUACUGUUGAGGAGAUAUUUAUGACAUUUUUGCAGAGACUGUACAGUAUAUACCGGAUUGUAAAGAUGAUGUUGUGUUUUUGUAGCAGAUAGAUCCUAUUACUCAUCGACUAAUGCAAGCUUUCUCUAUGAUUCAGAUAUCUGACCUUUUUAAAUGCCUUAGAUUUUCUUCUAAGCUUGUGAGGGUAUCUGUAUGAUGUUUUUGAAAAGCCUCGUGUGUGUGUGUGUGUGUGUGUGUGUGUGUGUUAAACUGCACAAAAUGUUGUGGUUGCUAGCUUAUAUUGUGUUAAAUGUUAAAAUGUUCAUAAUGAUGCUACAUCAUUUAUGUUGAAAGCAUCUUCUGAACAACAGGUGAUCAGGGAAUUUCCCACUGAACACAACCUGCUUGAUCUUCGUGCUGAAUUUUUUUUUUAGAUUGUGUUUUUUCCUGUGGAUGAACAGUACUGUAGGUGAAGGGAUGUUCCUAUUUCUACUGUGUUGACCUGUUUAUGUAAAUUUCUGUAGAAACAUGUAUAUGAAAUAUUUAUAGUAGAUAUUUUAUAUUAAAUAAACAUUGUUUUUUAUA